AUGGUUUACACAAUCGUCGUCCACCUCCGCGCUAAGUCGGAUGAGGAGUCCAUCUCCAAGCUCAAGGCCAAGCUUGUGGAGGCUUCUAACGUUUACUCCAACGACAAGGAGACCAUCUCAUGGUUCGUCAUGCAGUCUGUCUUUGAUAAGCAGGACUUCACCAUCGUCGAGCGUUACGAGAAGGAGACAUCUCAAGAGUAUCACCUCAACAACCCAUACUGGAAGACCUUCGACCCUUACGUGAUUCCCUUGCUGGAGAAGGAUAUGGACAUGCACCGCUUGGAAGAGUUGGAGGGCUCUACUAUGUAG
Penicillium soppii is the source of this 309-nucleotide messenger RNA. RefSeq names its product putative quinol monooxygenase. Bases 1 to 309 code for a protein of 102 amino acids. The transcript has 2 exons. NCBI's taxonomy places the organism in Eukaryota, Fungi, Ascomycota, Eurotiomycetes, Eurotiales, Aspergillaceae. The record is from RefSeq and is a predicted model, not a curated record.